Triplophysa dalaica is the source of this 2521-nucleotide messenger RNA. RefSeq lists its product as uncharacterized. The coding region runs from base 74 to 1144 and encodes 356 amino acids. NCBI's taxonomy places the organism in Eukaryota, Metazoa, Chordata, Actinopteri, Cypriniformes, Nemacheilidae. The record is from RefSeq and is a predicted model, not a curated record. The transcript has 14 exons.
GUUAGUUUUCCUUCUCUGCCUCUAUACUCUGGUCAUUUACACUGUCUUUGCAUUAACGUUGGUUAUCAUAACUAUGACUUCUUGUGAUAAAGAUCAAUUAGAUGAACUGCUUAAAAAAGGCCAGGCAGUUACUGCAACGCUCAAUCGUAUUGACGAUAUAAAUCAAAUGGAUGGCCUGAUUAAAAAAGGGCAAACUGAUGCUGCAAAGCUCAGCCAAGACUACUGCAGAACUGAGCUGGAUGAACUUCUGAAACAAGGUCAAACGAUUAUUCAAAACCUCAGCCAUGACGGUCCCAAAGUUCGACUGGACGAGGUCCUAAAUCAAAGCAGAGAGCUUAUUGAACAGCUGAACCAGAAUGACCAUAUGGUCCAUCCAGUUUCGGCACAGAAAAAUUCAAGAAAGUCCACUUAUAAAGUAAGGUCAAGAAAGAGAGAUAAACCCAUAUUUGUGAAUAAAUCCAGACAAAUCCCCAAGCCAUCUAUAUCCACCCAUCAUGCUCGACUUUUACCAAUGGCGCUACCAGUUUCCAUCUGCCAGUGUGGAGAGAAAAAGUACAGUGUUGGAAAAGGAAGGUCCAUUACUGUUAUCAACAUGAAAGGUCGCUAUGAUCUUUCAAUACCCCGGCUUUACUGUGAAAGAUGCCAAGAAAAUUGGGUACCGGGUUUGAGAGAAGUUCAGGAUACUGGCUACUGGCCUGGCACAAUUAAUUUCAGCACACUUUAUGAUUUUGAAGUAUUCCUGUCCUUUGAGGAUUUGAAAAUGGCUGCCCCUGGAUUGUCUCGUUUAGCAUUCAUUAGAAUGCUUGACAUGAAGACGGCACACUAUGGCAGGAGUGGAAAUCUGUGUGGGGAUGCUUUUUACAAGAGCUUUCUUGAGUGGUCUAUCUGUCGAUAUGAAGUUGACAAGAUCUGUGGCACACAACAUUUCAAGUGUACUGCUUGCACCCCUCUCAUGCUACCAGUUGCAGUCGAUGGCAACCGCAAACUUCACCGCUUCAAAAAGGCUGGAAAUUCAAAGGAAUCUGGCUACUUUGAUGGAGUGUUCCUCUGCAAGGAUGAAGAUGUUUCCUUGUUUGUUGAUGAUAUCCGCAAAAAAGUACCACAUCUGCUAAAGAGUCUUCAAGAAAGAGCAGCAGUAGAUUAGAUGAGGAGGGAAUUGAGGUGGCUGUCUGCAGGCAUGGUGUUCUUUUGAGAGCACUGAAUAUGUUCAGAGGAGAGAUAUAUGCAUAUCCAUUGUAUCUGCAUAAGGAGCUUUGCAACUGAAAAUGUCACAUUUUUCUGUGCUGACAUAAUGUGUAAAUACUGGCCCUACUUGAUCAAAGUGUGCAGGGUCUGCCCGGAACUAAGGAACCUUCUCCAUCAAAAGCCAUUCCUCUCAGUCAUGCAUGCUAAAGUACAUGGAAUAAAAUGUGAGAUCAAAUGGAGUGGUAGCUAUCAAACUGGUGCUGCCUAUACCAUGGGAGAGGAAGUGGAGCAGGCAAAUAGCUUUUUGUCAAGGAUUGCUAUAAGCACAAAGUUCAUGUCUAAAGCCGGUCGUACAGACAUGCUCACACUGCAGUGCAUUGGGUGGAACAAAAUCAAAGUCCAAAACAUGUGCAAAGACAUAGGAAGAGUGUUUAGACUCGGCAGAAUCUCGAAAAGGAGAAAGAAAGCCUUGAGGACAUGAAAAGUGAACUGGCCGUGGAUAAUGAAGUCAUCAAGCAGUGGGUCACAGAAGUGCAGGAGUGGGCCCACACUGCAACAUCUGGGGACAACGAUGUUCCUGUCGAACCAUUAAUGAACACGAUUGAGGAGAUGGCUGUCAGCAUCAAACAACGACGUCAUCAUCUUUACAGACACACCGCCACAAACAAAGGGAGAAACAAGAUAAGAAGAAAAAUCAAUUUGGAGAAAAAAAAGCUGGCUACUGCAAUUGAACAGCAUAAUGCUCUUGUUGACCCUUUGUUGAAGAUUGUGUCCAUUGAAGAUGUUCUCGAAACGGAUUAUGUUUUUCCAUGGCAGGUGUCAAGGCAAGACUCUGUCAAUCUCUUAACAAAGAAGAAGGUUUUUGACAAGGUCAUGCUAAUUCAGCGACUGGAGGAGGAACAGGUCAUUCUUGUCCAAGAGGCAAAACAACACUGGCUUUCUAUGCAAAGUCGGCAGGACAAGAUGACCAGUUUGCUUGACACAAUCAACGCUGGUGGAAACCCUUGGAAUCUUUCAGAAGAGGGGAUUCAAGGGCUUCACUGUAUGUUGCAGAGACGACUAGACCAGCUUACAGCUCACCGGGACACUCUAAAAAAGAGCUAUCAAAUGAUAGACAACAUGACAACUUGCAGUACUGUGGAAGAUGAAUACGUAAGCUGUCUGGAAGACCAUCUUUCCAGCAGUACUGAUCAGAGCUCUGAUGAAGAUGAUACAUCUGUUUAUUAGCAAUGUGUGUUAACAUUGUGUGUGUGGGUGUGAGCAUGUGCGUUCAUCUAUGUUUGUUAGUUUGAGGCAUGAGAAAAAAUAAAUAUUAAAUAGAUAUUCAACAAUUCUA